Molecule: messenger RNA, 1315 nt
Organism: Cladophialophora immunda
Lineage: Eukaryota; Fungi; Ascomycota; Eurotiomycetes; Chaetothyriales; Herpotrichiellaceae
Exons: 2
Coding region: 246-1202 (318 amino acids)
Biological process (GO): mitochondrial respiratory chain complex II assembly; mitochondrial electron transport, succinate to ubiquinone; tricarboxylic acid cycle
Cellular component (GO): mitochondrion
Source: RefSeq, a predicted model, not a curated record
ACCAUGAGUAUCCAUAGAAUGGGCGAUUAUUGGUUUUGGAGUUGGAAUGGGAGUGUCUGGGAUUGGUUGAUGGAGAAAAAGUGAUGAUGUAUGAUGUCAACGGCGAAACCUCCUCACAUUUGCUCCCUGCGUCAAGUUUGGGUCACGGCACCACCUUCAACUGUAUCUUCACUUCGACAUCAAAAGUUGAGAGCCAUUGAUGUCCUGAAGCUUCUACACGUACAAAAUCUCCCCGAAUCGCCAGCAUGAAUCCGUCGCGUUUAUUGACCGGGCGUCUUGCCGGUCGCCAACUGGCUGCAGGCGUGUCACGACGCUGCAUCUCCUCUACCUCAUCGCGUUUCAAUGAAAACCCUCGAGUCCAUCCCAACGCUGAAGAGCACCGCAAAUACCAAAAGGAGAGAGCAGACAACCCACAUAUGACAAACACGAACUCUACCAUCCACAACAAAAUGCCUUCAGUCGGAAAAGAUGCCCCUCCGCCAGAAUUGCUGAGUUCUGCCGACCCCAACUACGUCCCGAAAGACAGGGUUCCGGAGAACACAGACAAGAUGACGGGAGGAACACAAUCGGGAGACCCCAACAAAGUAAGCCAGCCAGAAUAUGCUGUUGGUGAAAUGGAGGGCAUCUCGUUUCGAGUUGAGCCUCUACGGCGUACGGGAGAGGACCUUCCCACCAUGAGAGCCAGAUUACUAUACCAAAGCAGGAAGCGAGGAACAUUAGAGUCUGACCUGUUACUCUCCACUUUUGCAGCAGAGAAUCUCUCCUCCAUGGACCGGACCCAACUCGAGCAAUACGACUUCCUCCUCGACGAAAACGACUGGGACAUCUACUACUGGGCAACCCAGUCCCCAGCCAAUGCCCCUACAUCGCUCGAGACUGCGGAAGGUGCUACGAGUGAAAAGAAGACCACCCAGACGACCGAAUACACCUCUCCCGCCAACCCCGGGCAAACUCAAGAGACCGACGCAUGGAGGCAAGGAGCUCCGCGCAGUGGAGAGUGGGCUCAGACCGUGGGGACUUUCAGACCAGCGUAUAGACCUGUUCCGCAACGAUGGAAGGACAGUGAAAUUCUGCACAUGCUGCGCAGGCAUGUCAGGGAAAGGAGUGCUGGCGGCGUUCUGGAGGAUGUCAAGGCAACUCCCAACAGCAAAGGCAGCGGUGGUGGUCUUGGGAGAAUGCCUAAUGUCCAGACCUUUGAUUGAGCUUGUCUUGAGCUUGUACAUACAACCACAAAAUACGGGGCCUGUCCAAUAAUGAAGACCCGAGCGAUGGGUUAAUGUUGCUUGCUCCAUCUUUUCCUCACCGCGAUUCCUCG